AUGGGUUCCAUGCCAGCAUCUUCAGAUGAGAUCAGCUUCUCAGACUACCUCGGCCUCAACGCCGCUUUGUUCGAGUGGGCAGACAGCUACGACUCCAAGGACUGGAAGCGGCUAAGCAAAUGCAUUGCCCCCACUCUGCGUAUCGACUACCGCUCAUUCCUGGACAAGCUCUGGCCGGCGAUGCCAGCGGAGGAGUUCAUCGCCAUGAUCUCGGACAAGGCGGUGCUGGGCAACCCGCUGCUGCGCACGCAGCACUUUGUGGGCGGCUCGCGGUGGGAGAAGGUGUCGGACACCGAGGUCGUCGGCCACCACCAGCUGCGCGUGCCGCACCAGGUCUACACCGACGCUACCCUGUCCGAGGUCAAGGUCAAGGGCCACGCCCACAGCUACAACAUGCACUGGUACCGCAAGGUCGACGGCGUCUGGAAGUUUGCCGGCCUCAACCCGGACAUCCGCUGGAGCGAGUACGAGUUCGACAAGGUCUUUGCCGCUGGCAGGGAGAACUUUGGCGACGAGGAGGCGGCGAAGGCUGGUGAGGUGGAGAAGGGUGCUGCGAGUGAGGAGGUCAGGGAGCUGCAGGCUGCUGUCUCUGUGUAA
Messenger RNA from Diaporthe amygdali, 597 nucleotides. RefSeq lists its product as uncharacterized. The record is from RefSeq and is a predicted model, not a curated record. Lineage: Eukaryota; Fungi; Ascomycota; Sordariomycetes; Diaporthales; Diaporthaceae. Gene Ontology annotation, biological process: melanin metabolic process. The transcript is spliced from 3 exons. Gene Ontology annotation, molecular function: scytalone dehydratase activity. Bases 1 to 597 code for a protein of 198 amino acids.